Molecule: messenger RNA, 2514 nt
Organism: Sporothrix brasiliensis 5110
Lineage: Eukaryota; Fungi; Ascomycota; Sordariomycetes; Ophiostomatales; Ophiostomataceae
Product: Ras guanine-nucleotide exchange protein cdc25p
Exons: 1
Coding region: 1-2514 (837 amino acids)
Biological process (GO): positive regulation of GTPase activity; Ras protein signal transduction
Cellular component (GO): plasma membrane
Molecular function (GO): guanyl-nucleotide exchange factor activity
Source: RefSeq, a predicted model, not a curated record
AUGCCGGACGUCGAGGAUGUCAUCAUGCCCCAAGACAAUGGCCGUCUCCUGAGCGCCGCCACCGACUGUGUCAAGGCCACCGGUGAGUGUGUCGCUAAAACAAAGUGGGUCAUUGAGCGCAUUGGCGAUUUCGAGUACGAAUUUGAUGAUGCCACUCUCGCGUUUGACCUGGAUCUGUCUGUCUUGGACGCUGCGGCUGCCGAGAGCACGGUCCACAGCCCCCUGGACACGUCCGCGCCGCUUGUCAAGGACGAGCGGCCGCAGACGGCCGGCGGUUCAGCGAGCGUUGUCGACUCGGUUGUCUCUUCGUCAGUCUCUGCGGCGCCUGCUUCUGUGGCCGCCACUACGUCCGUGGCCACCUUCUCUACUUCCCUUACCAGCAAUCACGAACCUAAUUCUUCCGUUGAUGCCACGACGGCCUCUGCACCCACCUUUUCCUCCGCCAACUCGUCUCCCAGCAAGCGCACAACGCGCUCCACGCCCUCCAUCGACAAGCCGCUGCCUGAAGUCCCCCAGGGCGUUACGUCGCCGAUCGAGGAGAAGCGCUUCUCCCACCACCGGCGCUCUCUUUCCAUCGUGCGCCCUCCUUCGUUUGCCGCCGAAGACAGCACCAGCUCCAUGAACAGCAACAGCAACAGCAUGGCCACGGCGCCGGCUCCCGAGGUGUUUAUUCGCCCUACACUGCCGCCGCUGCGGCGCAUUUCGACGCUGCUGCCCAACGACGACUUCAGCCCAAUCGAGCCGUCUGCGAGCAACGACGGCGAGUUCACCUCGUCGUUCCGUUCCGAGAGCCUGACGGCUCUGAGCUCUGGCACAACCAGCACGUACGCCAGCCGCGAUUCGGAGUCCAGCCUUGUAUCGCAGUCCUCGACGCGCGCCACAACACCCGAGAUGGCCAACAACGGUCCGAAGAGCCAGCCGUCUCUGUCGGACAUCAGCAUGACGGGUAGCGGCACGCUCAUCGAGGAUGGCGAGGAGGAUGUCGAGUCGAAGCUUCUCGAGCGCACCUACGCACACGAGCUGAUGUACAACAAAGAGGGCCAGGUUACCGGCGGCUCGCUCCAGGCUCUCGUGGAGCGCCUGACUACACACGAGUCCACCCCGGACGCCAUGUUCGUGUCGACGUUCUAUCUGACAUUCCGCCUGUUCUGCACACCCAUCAAGCUGACCGAGGCCCUGAUUGACCGCUUCGAGUACGUCGGCGAGUCGCCGCACAUGGCCAACCCGGUGCGCCUCCGCGUGUACAACGCCUUCAAGGGCUGGCUCGAAUCGCACUGGCGCGACGAGACGGACCGCGAGGCGCUGGCCUUUAUUGUCCCCUUUGCCGAGCACAGACUGGGCCUCAUCCUGCCUUCUGCUGGCCGCCGCCUGCUUGAGCUGGCGCAGCGUGUCAGCUCCAGCGACGUCACCCUGGUCCCCCGCCUGGUGUCGUCCAUGGGCAAGACGAACACGGCCAUCUCGCAGUACGUUCCUCUCGAGACGCCUCUGCCGCCCACAAACAUGUCCAAGAGCCUGCAGCACGGCCUGUCCAACUGGAAGAUGGGCGGCACCGCCCCCAUCAUCAUGGACUUUGACCCGCUCGAGUUUGCGCGGCAGAUCACAAUGCGGCAGAUGAGCAUUUUCUGCGCCAUCAUGCCCGAGGAGCUCCUCGGUUCGCAGUGGAUGAAGAAGGGCGGCCGGGACUCGCCCAACGUCAAGGCCAUGACGGCUCUGUCGACGGACCUCUCCAACUUGGUGGCCGACACCAUCCUGCAGUACCCCGAGGUCAAGAAGCGUGCCAGCGUCAUCAAACAGUGGAUCAAGAUUGCGCACCAGUGCUACGAGCUGCACAACUACGAUGCGCUGAUGGCCAUCAUUUGCAGCCUCAACAGCUCGACCAUUAGCCGUCUCCGCCGCACGUGGGAUGUGAUCUCGCCCAAGCGCCGCGAGAUGCUCAAGAUGCUGCAGGCCAUUGUGGAGCCGGCGCAGAACAACAAGGUCCUCCGCGGCCGCCUGCACGACCACGUGCCGCCAUGCCUGCCGUUCCUCGGCAUGUACCUGACGGAUCUGACGUUUGUCGACAUUGGCAACCCGGCGACCAAGCAGCUGCCUGGCCAGGAUAGCGGCGAGCCCAAUGGCGCCGGCUCCAACGGCUCGGGCAUGACGGUGGUCAACUUUGACAAGCACACGCGCACGGCCAAGAUCAUUGGCGAGCUCCAGCGCUUCCAGAUCCCAUACCGCCUGAUUGAAGUCCCGGACAUCCAGGACUGGAUUACCAGCCAGAUUACGCGUGUGCGCGAGCUCGAGACGCCCGGCAACAACAUGCAGGUGUCCUACUACCGCAAGAGUCUGCUGCUGGAGCCGCGCGAGAACCAAUCGGCCAUCAAGUCGGUGGUGGACGCCGGCACGUCGGCCGCUUCCACGGCGGCGCCUUUGAUCAAGGAGUCGUCUUCGUCUCGCACCGACCUCUUUGCCUGGAUGCGCGGUGGCAAUGCCAACAAUGCAACCAACAACGCCUCGAACGGCGCAAACUAA